This is a messenger RNA of Quercus lobata, 486 nucleotides long. RefSeq names its product zinc finger BED domain-containing protein RICESLEEPER 2-like. The record is from RefSeq and is a predicted model, not a curated record. NCBI's taxonomy places the organism in Eukaryota, Viridiplantae, Streptophyta, Magnoliopsida, Fagales, Fagaceae. The coding region runs from base 1 to 486 and encodes 161 amino acids. The transcript has a single exon.
AUGUCUUUGCGUGAGUGGGGUAUUGAUGGCAUAUUCACUUUGACAGUGGAUAAUAUUAGCUCAAAUUUAACCACAAUUAAAUUUUUGCAAAGAGUAAUGAAAGAUUGGAAUGAGACGGUUUUAGAAAAUGAGUUCUUGCACACGAGGUGUUGUGUCCAUAUCCUAAAUCUCAAUGUGAGGAAGGGUUUGAAAAAAAUUGAUGCAUCUGUUGCUAAGGUGCGUGAAGCUGUGAGCUACAUGAAGUUCUCGCCCAAUAGAAACCAAACUUUUAGGAGUUUUAUGGAGAGGUUAGAUAUGGAGUCCAAGAAACUUCUUUGUCUAGAUGUACCUACUAGGUGGAACUCGACCUAUCUCAUGUUAAAAACUGCUGAAAAUUUUCAGAAAGUGUUCUUUAGAAUGGACUUUGAAGAUGAUGUUUAUUCGUCGUACUUUAGGACCAAGGAAGAUAGUGGUGGUUUGAGAUCUCCCUAUAUGAGUGAUUUCUAA